Messenger RNA from Fusarium coffeatum, 1374 nucleotides. RefSeq lists its product as uncharacterized. Gene Ontology annotation, biological process: maturation of SSU-rRNA; ribosomal small subunit biogenesis. The transcript has a single exon. Gene Ontology annotation, molecular function: RNA endonuclease activity. Bases 1 to 1374 code for a protein of 457 amino acids. The record is from RefSeq and is a predicted model, not a curated record. Gene Ontology annotation, cellular component: preribosome, small subunit precursor. Lineage: Eukaryota; Fungi; Ascomycota; Sordariomycetes; Hypocreales; Nectriaceae.
AUGUCUUCAGAAACCCCCCUCAAGCCCAUCCACAGCCUCGUUCUUGACACUGGCCCUCUUAUCAAAAACGACCCUCCCGCAAACACCCUCCGCGCAAAAGCAGAACAACUCUACACCAUCCCAGCCGUCGUUUCCGAAAUUCGAGAUGCCGCUACUCGAGCGCGCGUAGAGACUACUCUUCUCCCAUUCAUUACGCUCAGAUCGCCGAAUCCUGCGAGUGUCAAGGUUAUUCGGGAUUUUGCGAGACGGACUGGUGAUUUGGCCGUUUUGUCAAAGCCGGAUAUUGAUGUUCUUGCGCUGGGUUAUGAACUUGAGUGUGAGAGGAAUGGGGGUGAUUGGAGAUUGAGGAGUAUGCCUGGGCAGAAGACUGUGAAUGGAAAGAAGCCUUCUGAUAACAAGCCUGCCGAGAACACCGAAGAGAAGACUGAGGAGAACACCGAGGAAAAUGUUGAGGAGUCUUUGGAGAAGGCGGUCGAGAACUUGACUGUCGAGGACCCUGUCGCACAGCCUCUUGAGCAGCCUACAGUUGAAGAGCCUGUCCAACCCGCAGAGACCGUCGAGACCAAGGACGAAACACCCGCGUCUACAGAGACCACACAAACACCUGCGACAACCUCAGCCCCCUCCGCCACAGAAACCCUCGAACCCGCCAAAGAAUCCGCUCCCCAAACAUCCGGCGAAAAAGUUGACGAGUCAAUCGACGCCGUGGAAGAAGCCUCCGACGGCGAAGCCUCCGACGACGAAGGCGGUUGGAUCACACCCUCCAACCUAAAGAAGCACCAACACGCCUCCUCAGGCGCAGCACCUUCAGCGCCCGUCCAAAAGACUCUUCAAGCCGCAGUUCUCACAUCCGAUUACGCCAUGCAAAACGUUGCUCUCCGAAUGAACUUGAACCUUGUCGCGCCCUCGCUCGCGCGCAUCACACAUCUCAAGAACUGGGUUCUGCGCUGUCACGGCUGCUUCAAGAUUACAAAGGAGAUGGACAAGCAAUUCUGUCCUUCUUGUGGUCAACCUACACUUAACCGAGUCAGUUGUUCAACAGACGAGCAAGGCAACUUUAAAGUUCAUCUCAAGAAGAACUUUCAGUGGAAUAACCGAGGAAACGUGUACAGCGUGCCCAAGCCAGUCCACGGUUCAUCAAAUGGACGACUAGCCAAGCACGCAGGUGGUCAGAACAAUUGGGGCACGAAUCUUAUUCUCGCAGAGGAUCAGAAGGAAUUUACAAGGGCGGCUGACGAGCAGAGACGGCAGAAGAAGAAGGAUAUCAUGGAUCAGGAUUAUCUGCCUGAUAUUCUUACAGGUCAUCGAGCUGGUGGUGGUGGAAAGAUUCGUGUUGGAGCGGGACGAAAUGUCAACUCCAAGAAGAAGCACUAA